Messenger RNA from Phlebotomus papatasi, 1905 nucleotides. It is a transcript of the gene Mfap1, whose product is annotated as microfibrillar-associated protein 1. The transcript is spliced from 3 exons. Gene Ontology annotation, molecular function: RNA binding. NCBI's taxonomy places the organism in Eukaryota, Metazoa, Arthropoda, Insecta, Diptera, Psychodidae. Gene Ontology annotation, cellular component: U2-type spliceosomal complex. Gene Ontology annotation, biological process: mRNA splicing, via spliceosome. The record is from RefSeq and is a predicted model, not a curated record. The coding region runs from base 122 to 1468 and encodes 448 amino acids.
AGAAGCCUAAAUUGCAGGGCCAUUUUAAUUUGUCAAAAUUGAGAAAAGAAAACAUUGUUUUUGUGAAGAAUUUAUUUUUCUCAGUUAAACGCACGUUAAUGUGAAUAGGGAAUUGUGAAAAAUGAGUGGUUUAACAGCAGGAUUGAACCCUAUUCAGAGUACGGCAGGAGCAGUCCCCGUACGCAAUGAAAAAGGUGAAAUCUCCAUGCAGAAGGUCAAGGUGCAGAGGUAUAUCUCGGGAAAACGCCCAGAAUACGCCACGUAUGACAGUUCCGGAGAGGAAAGUGAUGAGGGAGACUUUGUUGAUACACGUAGAAAUCUUCUGGAAACACGUCCAAUUGAAACCUACGAAUCUUCCGGAAGUACUACAAAGUACACUACUACGGAGAUCAAUGAUCCAAGACUCAGGAGAAUCAAUGCAGCUGCCAGUGAGCCAAGAGAACGACGACGACACAUCUCAGAGUCAGAAGAGUCAGAGGAAGAAGAAAAAGAGGAGGAAGAACAUGGUCAAGUGAAUCGGAUUCACGUGUCUGGGAGCUCAGACAGUGAAUCCGAUGCAGAGUUGAGUGACACUGAGAUUGAGAGGCGUCGGCAGAUGUUGCGAAAGAGAAUGUUGCAGCAGCAGAAAGAGGAAGAAAUCCUGCAGUUUGAGGAAGAAAAGGCCGAAUCAUCAGGAUCAGAGAGUUAUGAAAGUGAGACGGAGAGUGAGGAUAUGGAAGACAAUGAACCCAGGCUGAAGCCAUUGUUUGUCCGGAAGCGUGACAGGACAACAAUCAUUGAGCGAGAGAAGGAACAGAAUCAGGAGCGUCAGGUUGAGUAUGAACAGAAGAAGAACCUCAAACAGCGACGGAGGCAGACAUUGAAGCUAGUGGAGGAGUGUAUCAAGGCUGAUUUGGCCAAACCCAAGAGUGAUAAGCAAGAACCAAGUCUGGAGGAUGUCUGUACAGAUGAUGAGAAUGAUGAGAUUGAGUACGAGGCAUGGAAACUCAGGGAGAUCAAGCGUAUUAAGCGUGAUCGUGAGGAACGUGAAGCAAUUGAGAAGGAACGUCUAGAGGUCGAUCGUAUGAGGAAUAUGACGGAGGAAGAACGCAAACAGGAAUUGCGAAUGAAUCCACGUCAAGUAACAAAUAAAAUUGCAAAGGGCAAGUACAAAUUCCUGCAAAAGUACUACCAUCGUGGAGCUUUCUAUUUGGAUCAGGAAGAAGAUGUCCUGAAGCGAGACUUCUCGAGUGCCACUCUCGAAGAUCACUUUGAUAAGACAAUCCUGCCAAAGGUGAUGCAAGUGAAGAAUUUUGGACGCUGUGGACGUACCAAAUACACCCAUCUUGUGGAUCAGGAUACUACACAAUUUGAUUCCCCGUGGUACAGUGAUACCACCACAAAUGUCAAGUUCCACACUGAAAGGGCUGCUGCCAGCAAGCAAAUCUUUGAGAAGCCCAGCCUCAGCAAAAGGAAGAAGAUGGACUAGAUGAGCUGUGAUUCAUUUUACGGAUAAAUGGGUCCAUGGCUUCUUUUUUGCCCUCACAUUCACACUUUUAUCGCUUGAGGAUACUGAUAAAAGUGUCCCUUGGAAUGGAGAUGUUUGCAAUGGAGCGCAUCUUCUUUUUGCCCUCAGCCUGCUGACGAAGUAGCUUCAUGCGACGCGUCACAUCGCCACCGUACUGCAAAAAAUCAGAGACAAAAACAAACAAAAAAACAAAGAGUUCAAUGAGGGUUUCUCUUCAGGAUCAACCUUCAGGUAUUUUUCUCUCCCUCUUUAUACACUUCCAAAUCCUCCCUAACCCCCAAAAACUUUUUUCCGUCGCGUCCGGAACACCCGUCUCGUUUUAUUCUCAUCAAUUUUGGAAAUAUCUUAUUUUUUGGAUGAAAAAUAUGCGCCAAAUAAAAGAGGUUUCUCACAAAAAA